Messenger RNA from Silurus meridionalis, 1482 nucleotides. It is a transcript of the gene med30, whose product is annotated as mediator complex subunit 30. Gene Ontology annotation, biological process: positive regulation of DNA-templated transcription. The coding region runs from base 177 to 776 and encodes 199 amino acids. Lineage: Eukaryota; Metazoa; Chordata; Actinopteri; Siluriformes; Siluridae. Gene Ontology annotation, molecular function: transcription coregulator activity. The transcript is spliced from 6 exons. The record is from RefSeq and is a predicted model, not a curated record. Gene Ontology annotation, cellular component: mediator complex.
GAGUGCAGCACAACGAGAUCUCGACACGCCAUGGAGGAAUGACAUCUUGUCAACAGUCUACAUAGAAGUAGCAUUACAGGUAACUGGACACGAGUUAAUAUCCGAGGAAAAGCAGGCAUGCCACUGUGUGACACUGAGUAGCCACCUGCCCCAGUGCCUCUCCCUCAUCUGACCUCAUGACAACCCCACCACUUGGCCAGUUUCCUGCGCAGCAGGCGCAAGCAGCACGGGAUGUAAACACCGCCUCGCUAUGUCGCAUCGGGCAGGAAACUGUACAAGACAUAGUUUUAAGAACCAUGGAAAUCUUUCAGCUGCUUAGAAAUAUGCAGCUACCGAACGGGGUCACGUACCAUCCUAACACACAUCAGGACCGGCUUGGGAAGCUGCAGGAGCACCUUCGCAUGCUGUCUGUCCUCUUCCGCAAACUGCGUCUGGUCUAUGACAAAUGCAACGAGAACUGUGCUGGUCUGGAGCCCAUUCCUCCUGAGCAACUCAUCCCCUAUGUGGAGGACGACAGCUCCAAACUGGAUGAGCGUGUAGCCAGUCAGAUGCGUUCAGCCAGCGAAGAGAGAAGAGAAGUGCUCGAGGUGAACAAGAAACUCAAACAGAAGAACCAACAACUGAAGCAGAUAAUGGACCAGCUCAGAAACCUUAUCUGGGAGAUUAACUCCAUGCUAGCUGAGAAAGGAGGAUGGACAGGAGGGUGCAAAGUCAUAAUGUUGGAAAAAAAAAAAGCACAAAUAAAAAAGAAGCAGUUCUCAGAUGCGUUUGAGUAAGUAGUCUAAAGUGGUCAUGCAAGUUUGCAGAUGUUCGAGAGCUCGCUGAGAGACUCCAAGUGAAUGUGAAGCUGCUUAUGUAGCAGGUUACAUCUUAACAUAAUUUUUCUUUCUUCAUUAAUGUAAAUAAAUUCAGAGCCCGAAUCUAAUCAAAAGGCACAAUCGGGCACAGAUCAGUGCUCAUGCCCUGCCAUGACUCUAAGUGCUGUAACGCCAGUUUCCUUAUUGCUAGUCAAAGUUAUGCAGGAGAUAAAGGAAAAAAAUAUAAAUGUCCUGUUCAUGUGAUGCUAGUUACAGCUUUAUAAAGGAAGAACAGCAGAAUUCUCUAAACCAAGCCUAAUGACAAAAAAAAAAUUAAGUAUGAAAUGUUAAAAGAACACACAUUAGCUGGAGAACAUCUUUACCCUUAUGGCUGCUGCCUACCACAAGUCUUUGGAAAGGGUUUAUGCAGCAGCGGCAGCAGCCUGAGCCUUAAAAAAAUAAAUAAAAAAAAUAAUAAAAAUAAAAAAGGGCCAGUGAACGACGAAAGUGUCCGAACAAAUGGUUACCACUGUGUGAAAUCACAUAAUCAUCGUCUGAUUGCGCAUUUAUACUCCACAUUAAAGUUAGAGGCCAACGGCACAUUACAACAAGCUGCAUAUACUUUUGUCAGUUUGGGUUAUAAGGAGAAGGGGAGGAAAAAUAAAAGAGAACGUCUUGCACAAAA